GAACGAUCGUGGUUAGGUACCCUCACGCUCUCGAAGCGGUGAUAGGUUAUCAGAUCGUGCUAGUGUUGUUAAUGAACAUACCCUCAACAUAUUCGUUACAAUCCUUAUAAGAUUCAUUGAAGCGUUGGGGCCUAUGAAAUUAUUCACAAUUUCAUAAGUCUUGCUCCUGUUUGUUUAUUGUCAUUAUUCUCACGAAAUUCUGGAAAUUCACAAAGUGGCGAUGUCUGUAAGCUUCUCAUAGAAAUUUUUAUAGACAAAUUGUGUAUAGAAAUAACUUCCUCUAUUUGGGUCGACGAGGGAGAUGUCCCAGUAGAAACAGUUGAAACUAAAAGUAAACAGAAGACUUGGAGACAGUAAACAAUUGAAAUUGACCUUUCAAUUCCAAUUGAAACAUUUCCCUUUGAUAUUCUCUGCAACGAGUACUGGAAAAAAAGUGUAAGGUGACCUCCCCAGUGGAAGAAUGUGAUAUAAAAAUAAGAACAAACGAAUGAGGUUAGGACUCUUUCAACUACGACCAUGACAAUAUAUCACGGAGAUUUCAGUCUCUGCCGAUUGGCAGCGAUUGCAGUUUCCAAACAGCUAUGGAGGCAUUCGGCCUUGAGAGACGCUAUGGAAUCCUGCAUAAGAGAUAAAACCUAUCCCGGAUCGAUAAUGCCUCGUACUGUAACAAGUGUGCUGAAUCAUUUGAUUCUCUCUAAACCAGUAAAAGAUGAAUUAAUGUUCGCAGUGGGAGCAAUGGGAUCGCAGAUAUUGGAUAUUUUUAAUGAUUUAGAAGUUGUGUUUCGUGGCGUUAGAAUAGGGUCCUUAGAUCAGGAAUGGGACAAUCUCGGCGAUUACAUGGAGCACAUUCAUUGGAUUGAUUAUAAAUUUUUGGAUAUAGCUGACACACUAAGAUCAUUGUACUUUUCCAACUGCCUCCCAGUGAGUUCCGCUACGUGGGCUGUAUUCUGCAGAUGUUGCCUUGAAGACUGUAUCAUAGAUCUUUGGGGAAAACUACCAGAUGUGGAGCGAAUUAUUAAUUGGAGAGAUCGUUAUAUGAACGUUCAUUAUGGAUUGGAAGAUGUUUGUCCAGUUUAUUGGAUGGCUCGUAUGCAGAAUGAGCUAGAUGGCGAGAUCAGCAGUGACAUUCUUAGCUCAUUUCGCAUAUAUAAUCUUGAUUAUUAUGAUCCUAAUUAUCAGCUCCCAGAGAUUAUGUUUCUUAAUGCGUUUGUCGGUGGCAAUUAUUCGGCUUUUCAAUAUUUUUGGAAGUUAUUGGACGACUACCAAAAGAUUAGAAUAAUUACGAAUAUUGGUCAAAUAUUAAUCAAUUGUGAGGAUGAUACCGUUGCACGAGAUUUGCUUCGUCCAGGGCAAAAAAUAGGGUCCUUUUUUAUUUUAUUCUUCCUGCAAAAAUCAUCUCUUUACAAUCUCGAUGAUGUAAAGAUUAAAUUAUUGGGUUUUACGAGUGUACUGAAACAGCUAUUAGAGUGCUGGCCUUAUGAAAAUCUAUUCCUGGUGGCGCUCAGAGAAUCUGCGGAUCAUAACGAUACGCUUGACUAUGCUACCAUAUUAUGUGAUAUUUUUAAUAAUAUUCAUUCUCAAGAUCGAUUCCUUGAAUAUGAUGUGAAAUAUCGCAUGAUUUUUUAUGAACUUUGGGCAAUGAAACCGAAGAAUUUGAAAAAGGCUGCUGUUGAUUGUCAAGUGUUGGUUAUGUUACAGACAUUGCACGAUGUCAACUUAUACAAUCACAUCCUGAGGGAUGAAGAAUUAGUGGGAAGGAGGAAGGAAAUAUUAAAUUUAAUAAUGUCUGGAUGGUUCGCGACGGACACAGAUUUUCAUGCUGAAUUCGUGGAAAAAGUUCUUAUCUCUCCAGAGGAAAAACUGUGGUUCAGGUGUCAGUCCAUCUUGCCUUCGGAAAAUAGGACAUGGCUCAAGUGAUUGUUAAUAAGGAGAAGAGGACCAAGGCUCUCUUUUUAUGAAACACUUAUCUAAAUCAACAAAAUCUGAAUUUAUGUUCCUCCUUCUUGAAAAUAAUUCAUACAGAUAUUUGUAUUAAUUAAACAAUGAAUUCUCGAA
This is a messenger RNA of Diachasma alloeum, 2055 nucleotides long. RefSeq lists its product as uncharacterized. Bases 517 to 1917 code for a protein of 466 amino acids. Lineage: Eukaryota; Metazoa; Arthropoda; Insecta; Hymenoptera; Braconidae. The transcript is spliced from 2 exons. The record is from RefSeq and is a predicted model, not a curated record.